Messenger RNA from Neohortaea acidophila, 579 nucleotides. RefSeq names its product glutamyl-tRNA synthetase. The transcript has a single exon. The record is from RefSeq and is a predicted model, not a curated record. Lineage: Eukaryota; Fungi; Ascomycota; Dothideomycetes; Mycosphaerellales; Teratosphaeriaceae. Bases 1 to 579 code for a protein of 192 amino acids.
AUGGCCUUUGCAAAAGCCCGAGAAGAGAUCUUCGCAGCUCACAACGAGGAUCCCAACAAAAUCACCAUCAACGGCAAAGAGGUGCCUUACGAAACGCAUUACGCGGAGAAGAUGGAAGCCUUCCUCAGCAAACGUGAUGCCAACGGCUCAGACGUCCUUAGACUGGCAGUUGCCGCGCAGCAUUUCCGGCGCUGGGAGAUUCCACGCUCGUCGUAUCCCAUGACCAAGGUCGGCUAUCAUGCCUGGCGCACCGCGCAGAAGAAGCGGCACGCGGAGCUUCUCGGCCAGAUUCUAGAGAAGUACUACCCCGAAGAAGACGUGAAGCGCUGCAUGGCUCUCGUGCAGAAAGAAGGGCUCAAGCAGGGCGAGGAGGAAGUCCAGGUGCUCGAAGACGUGGCAUGUCUCGUCUUUCUAGACGAUCAAUUCGACGAAUUCAAGGAGAAGCACGAUGCCGACAAGAUUGUGAAUAUCCUCCGCAAGACGUGGGGCAAGAUGUCUCCCAAAGGACACGAAAUGGCACUGCAGAUUCCCAUGACGGAUGAAUGCAAAGACCUUGUGCAGAAGGCGCUCAAUGGCUGA